Orbilia oligospora ATCC 24927 is the source of this 1347-nucleotide messenger RNA. RefSeq lists its product as uncharacterized. The record is from RefSeq and is a predicted model, not a curated record. The transcript has 5 exons. The coding region runs from base 1 to 1347 and encodes 448 amino acids. Lineage: Eukaryota; Fungi; Ascomycota; Orbiliomycetes; Orbiliales; Orbiliaceae.
AUGCAUGCAUUAACGGAUAAUAGCCUUAGGACUAUCGACGACAGUCGGCCCAUUGAAAAUGGGCUAUACCCACACCCUCUAGAUACAUUCUCUAGACCUCUUCUAUAUCGAGAGCAAUGUCUCCGCAAAUUCUCUGCCAAAUUUCGAGAAGAAAAGGAUUGGACGCAUAAACUCACAGACCGAACUUUUGUCGCUAAUAAGAUGAGAGAAGCUGCGGCUGUGGAUUGCGCUCUUCUUGGCGAAAAAAUACAAAUCUGGAGUAAAGAGGAUGUGGAACUCAUUUAUAGGGAGUUAACGGAGGGUUAUAAACCAUACGUCGAGAAAUGGAAACAAACUAAGCUACAACCUGAUAUAGAUGGUGUUUGGAGGAUAGAUGAUUUUGUUGAUGAGAGUUUAAGACAGGAGCUUAUCAAAGCUGCCGCAACCCUUGAAGCGGACCCAGAGAAACCGUGGCAUUCAGUAGUGGGUCGGCAGUUACUAGACCUUGUCCAUCCCUGCGAUUUUCCCAUAGUAUACGGCCAUUCGAAGACGAUGGAUGGUGAGCCAGUAGAGGCGCCCAAAUUUCGAGAACCCACUCAUGGGGAUUCAACUGAUUAUUAUGCUCCGGAAUACCACUAUUCUGAAAAGUUUUGCUGGCUACCCUCAGAAUUCGAAAUUUCAAAAACUGGAGAAACAAAGAUAGCAUCAUAUGUCAACAACUUAGCUCUAGACGAAGAGAAAACAUUAUUUUAUCCGAUUUUAGAGAAAAUAUUUUCGAAAUUUAUACCGCUAUUCAACCACGCCCUGGCCGAUCUAAGAAGAGAAGCUCAUGAGCUAAGAAGAGUAGAAUACCAAGAAUACCGAGAGCAGCAAAAGUCAAUAUCCGGAAAAUCCGUUACAGAGGAUGUUUAUAUAAAGACAAGAGAUAGGCUAUUCAGGCAGUUCGAAAAGGGCGAGAAACUUACCGCCGAUGUAAUAAUCGAGCCCGAGACACCGAAUUUAUUUAAACGAUUUGUCCCUUUCCAUAAACGAACAGAGGUUUUGUUCGGCGGGAACCCUCCAAGUUUUGUCUGGGAGCCACCUCCAGAAAGCCUGUUAAGAAGUAUUCAGCUCCAAGGUACUACAGUCAAGGUCAUCGUCAAAAUGGCGACUCUGAUCUUGACACCGGAGAAACCACGGACCACCGGGGGGCCUUGGCAUGUGGAGGCACUCAAGAAUGAACGAAUUGUUGCGGCAGGAAUAUACUAUUACGAUCAAAAGAAUAUUACACCUUCAUCGCUAGGAUUUCGUCGUGCCGUCCGCGAUAUGACGCUCUCCGCGCUGCUCAAGAAAUGGGAAGCAUCGCCACUAAGAAUAAUCGGGCUAUAG